UUGCACUCCGGCGCUUGCGGUGUCUCUUAACACACACUGUUCUGUAGGAUGAUUUUCCUGAUUGCUUUUCUGGAAGCAUUUUGGUUUUGAAACAUGUGCUAGAGGUAAAAUUGUGCGCAUGUACUGAUCUAGUGAUGAACAGUGAAGAGGCUUGGUCACAUUGAACUAUGUGUAUGACAAAGAGAUGGGAAAGACGACAGGUUCCCGUGAUGGUGAUAGAAUCCCGAUGGUACUUAAGAGAUGGUUCUUCGCGCUCUUGUUAUUUUUUCUCCUCUUCGACUCCCAUCCUUAGAAAUCCCAGACACAGAUAUUACUUCCCGCUCUUUACUGACGUCCUUUACUAGCAUGCAAUUCAUUAUUCAGCUUGUUUUGAUUGUAAUGGCGCUACCCCUUGUCUCCUCUGAUAGCGGUUCUGGGGGUAGCAGUAGUUGCUCCAAGAGUGAAUUCUGGUACGAGGACACAAGCUGCUGUCUGCCCAUAGGCGGGCCUCCUUCUAAACCGAGCCCUCCAAAGGGUACUGAUUGUCCUCCAUCGACACAUUACUGGAGCAACGACAACGGAUGUUGUGUUCCUUCCCAACCACCCAGCCAGAACCAACCGCCUCCUCAGUGUCCAUCGGGCUGGGAUUGGUGUCAGGAACCGCACGUUUGCCUGCCCCAACCCACCCCUACCAGCCCGCCAUCAUCGCAUCCAUCCGGCUAUUACGGGGGUCAUCGUAAACGCGAUAUUCACAAGUCUCGCUCAGCCUCCCUUUGUCCGUUUGGUUUGGAUGCCUGUCCCAUCCCUGGUUUGACCGGCACUGGCGACUAUGAGUGCAUUGAUACGUCCAGUGACCUUGAGGCAUGCGGUGGAUGUCCCAGUCUGGGACAAGGUGAGGAUUGCACUACGAUUGUUGGGGCCUGGAACGUUGCUUGCGAAAAUAAGCAAUGCCAAGUUUAUACUUGCGUCCCUGGUUACACUCGCUCUACCGAUGGGAAGACGUGCAUCGCCUUGUGAGAAAUUUUAUAUACAUCUUCGAACAUUGAGGAACCAUCCAAUCUUUUAUCCAUACCUUCAUUUGCUAUGUAUGUCUGGACCUUCUCUUGCUCUAGAUAGAGUCAACAAGCCUCUCUCGGGACUUUUUCUGAUUCUAUUAUUACCGUUCUUGUUUAGGACUUGUGGUUCUGCUAUCAAGAUUAUCUUGAUAUUACUUAUUGCGCGUUCAAUUAUUUCCACUGCUAGAUUACGGUUAGAUAAUUGUCGCACCCACAUUUUCGAUCACAUGAUUUACCAAAUACUGACUGAGGCGCGUAAUGGGACAUUUCUUGAACGCAUCCAGGUUUCCCAGUUACUGACACGAGCAUCUGCGUUUCCUUCCCUUUAUCUUCAUUGUUCUCUUCCGUCUAAGAGCU
This is a messenger RNA of Guyanagaster necrorhizus, 1391 nucleotides long. RefSeq lists its product as uncharacterized. Bases 241 to 996 code for a protein of 251 amino acids. Lineage: Eukaryota; Fungi; Basidiomycota; Agaricomycetes; Agaricales; Physalacriaceae. The record is from RefSeq and is a predicted model, not a curated record. The transcript has 3 exons.